Molecule: messenger RNA, 312 nt
Organism: Soboliphyme baturini
Lineage: Eukaryota; Metazoa; Nematoda; Enoplea; Dioctophymatida; Soboliphymatidae
Source: the annotation of a GenBank genome assembly
AUGUGCGAAACACGUCAGAUUUGUAUCGACUCGACCAGUCGUGUGCGGCUGACUUCCAACGUUUAUAAAUUUGGUGACUCGUUUCGCCGUCUGAUCGUUCAGUGUCACGUGACAUAUGCUGCCGAGCUAAACCGAAUUGUCACUAUGCAUCAAGGCUGUCGCGACGAGCCAUGGCCGUUGCUCCCUCAGCGCGACCAGACCUGCGACUCGUUCCGAGCGUUAGCUUUGCGCGCUACUGCAAAUGACGCGCUGGUGCCGAAAAUCGAGUCAUCUGAUUAUCGCCUCAAGCAAGAGCCGCCAAUUUGUGGCUAA